UUUGUUUAGUAAUAGGAAACUGGGAGGGGCAGGCACACCUGAGUAGGAGAACUGACUUCCAGUCUGUAGUGCCUGCACCUGUACACUACUCAUCCUCUGGACCAGCUCUGUACCUUACCACUGGGAGCUCAGAGGUGCUGAGAAUACAAUUUGCUUUCUUGAAAACCUUGUUAGACUCCAUCACAACUUUUAAUGAACAUUUAAUCAUUUUAUAGGCUUGCAGUUGCAGACCUCAAUUAACAUGGAUGUAAAGCACAUAAAAGAUUAUCUUUCCUGGCUCUACUACCAGUAUCUACUUAUAACAUGCAGCUAUGUGCUAGAACCAUGGGAGCAGACCAUUUUUAAUACUAUAUUAUUAGCAGCUAUAGCUAUGGUGAUAUACAGCUCCUACAUCUUCAUCCCGAUUCACAUGCGUCUGGCUAUGGAGUUCUUCUCUGGAAUAUGCGGAGGGCAGCAUGAAAGUACUGUUGCCCUAAUGAGCUGACCCUUUCUGUUCACGUGGGUGCAUUAAAUGGUUCCACCUGUUUGUUCAUAGGACAUGCUGCUUUCUCAGUUGGGUACAUUCAUAAUGGCUGGAAUCACAGAGGUUUACAAAGUACUUGUUCUGUGGUAGACUCUUGAAUGUAAGAUUCUAUUGAUCAUAUUACUAUUUUAUCAUGUGUUAGUCUUUGAAAAUGUGUUAACAGCAGAAAUGCUUUAUCCCUAAUCAUGCAUGUAGUACAACCAGCAGUCUCGCUUUCUGGAUAUCUUCAUUCUUCUUACAAAAAAAACUAAUAACGCAAAAAAUACAAUUUUAUUGGAAACCGCAUUUCCAACCAGAAAUAAAUUAAAUGCAAGAUGAUGGGAAUUCAGUGCCAGGGUUUUUGCUCUAUGCAUGCACAUUAUCUUUUCUUUUUAAAACCUUUAUCUAUUUUUGUGCAAAUAAAGUGUAUUAUUUAUAGACUUGAA
Molecule: messenger RNA, 948 nt
Organism: Pseudophryne corroboree (corroboree frog)
Lineage: Eukaryota; Metazoa; Chordata; Amphibia; Anura; Myobatrachidae
Gene: SPTSSB
Product: serine palmitoyltransferase small subunit B
Exons: 3
Coding region: 242-484 (80 amino acids)
Biological process (GO): ceramide biosynthetic process; endoplasmic reticulum organization
Cellular component (GO): serine palmitoyltransferase complex
Molecular function (GO): serine C-palmitoyltransferase activity
Source: RefSeq, a predicted model, not a curated record